Molecule: messenger RNA, 14933 nt
Organism: Closterium sp. Naga37s-1
Lineage: Eukaryota; Viridiplantae; Streptophyta; Zygnematophyceae; Desmidiales; Closteriaceae
Source: the annotation of a GenBank genome assembly
CCCCAUCCGUGGCGCCCCACAAACUACCCCAUCCUUGGCGCCCCACAAACUACCCCAUCCGUGGCGCCCCACAAACUACCCCAUCCGUGGCGCCCCACAAACUACCCCAUCCGUGGCGCCCCACAAACUACCCCAUCCGUGGCGCCCCACAAACUACCCCAUCCUUGGCGCCCCACAAACUACCCCAUCCGUGGCGCCCCACAAACUACCCCAUCCGUGGCGCCCCACAAACUACCCCAUCCGUGGCGCCCCACAAACUACCCCAUCCGUGGCGCCCCACAAACUACCCCAUCCUUGGCGCCCCACAAACUACCCCAUCCGUGGCGCCCCACAAACUACCCCAUCCGUGGCGCCCCACAAACUACCCCAUCCUUGGCGCCCCACAAACUACCCCAUCCGUGGCGCCCCACAAACUACCCCAUCCGUGGCGCCCCACAAACUACCCCAUCCGUGGCGCCCCACAAACUACCCCAUCCGUGGCGCCCCACAAACUACCCCAUCCUUGGCGCCCCACAAACUACCCCAUCCGUGGCGCCCCACAAACUACCCCAUCCGUGGCGCCCCACAAACUUACCCCAUCCGUGGCGCCCCACAAACUACCCCAUCCGUGGCGCCCCACAAACUACCCCAUCCGUGGCGCCCCACAAACUACCCCAUCCGUGGCGCCCCACAAACUACCCCAUCCUUGGCGCCCCACAAACUACCCCAUCCGUGGCGCCCCACAAACUACCCCAUCCGUGGCGCCCCACAAACUACCCCAUCCGUGGCGCCCCACAAACUACCCCAUCCGUGGCGCCCCACAAACUACCCCAUCCGUGGCGCCCCACAAACUACCCCAUCCGUGGCGCCCCACAAACUACCCCAUCCGUGGCGCCCCACAAACUACCCCAUCCGUGGCGCCCCACAAACUACCCCAUCCUUGGCGCCCCACAAACUACCCCAUCCGUGGCGCCCCACAAACUACCCCAUCCGUGGCGCCCCACAAACUACCCCAUCCUUGGCGCCCCACAAACUACCCCAUCCGUGGCGCCCCACAAACUACCCCAUCCGUGGCGCCCCACAAACUACCCCAUCCUUGGCGCCCCACAAACUACCCCAUCCGUGGCGCCCCACAAACUACCCCAUCCGUGGCGCCCCACAAACUACCCCAUCCUUGGCGCCCCACAAACUACCCCAUCCGUGGCGCCCCACAAACUACCCCAUCCGUGGCGCCCCACAAACUACCCCAUCCUUGGCGCCCCACAAACUACCCCAUCCGUGGCGCCCCACAAACUACCCCAUCCGUGGCGCCCCACAAACUACCCCAUCCGUGGCGCCCCACAAACUACCCCAUCCGUGGCGCCCCACAAACUACCCCAUCCUUGGCGCCCCACAAACUACCCCAUCCGUGGCGCCCCACAAACUACCCCAUCCGUGGCGCCCCACAAACUACCCCAUCCGUGGCGCCCCACAAACUACCCCAUCCGUGGCGCCCCACAAACUACCCCAUCCGUGGCGCCCCACAAACUACCCCAUCCGUGGCGCCCCACAAACUACCCCAUCCGUGGCGCCCCACAAACUACCCCAUCCGUGGCGCCCCACAAACUACCCCAUCCUUGGCGCCCCACAAACUACCCCAUCCGUGGCGCCCCACAAACUACCUAAAUACCCCAUCCGUGGCGCCCCACAAACUACCCCAUCCGUGGCGCCCCACAAACUACCCCAUCCGUGGCGCCCCACAAACUACCCCAUCCGUGGCGCCCCACAAACUACCCCAUCCGUGGCGCCCCACAAACUACCCCAUCCUUGGCGCCCCACAAACUACCCCAUCCGUGGCGCCCCACAAACUACCCAUCCGUGGCGCCCCACAAACUACCCCAUCCUUGGCGCCCCACAAACUACCCCAUCCGUGGCGCCCCACAAACUACCCCAUCCGUGGCGCCCCACAAACUACCCCAUCCUUGGCGCCCCACAAACUACCCCAUCCGUGGCGCCCCACAAACUACCCCAUCCGUGGCGCCCCACAAACUACCCCAUCCGUGGCGCCCCACAAACUACCCCAUCCGUGGCGCCCCACAAACUACCCCAUCCUUGGCGCCCCACAAACUACCCCAUCCGUGGCGCCCCACAAACUACCCCAUCCGUGGCGCCCCACAAACUACCCCAUCCUUGGCGCCCCACAAACUACCCCAUCCGUGGCGCCCCACAAACUACCCCAUCCGUGGCGCCCCACAAACUACCCCAUCCUUGGCGCCCCACAAACUACCCCAUCCGUGGCGCCCCACAAACUACCCCAUCCGUGGCGCCCCACAAACUACCCCAUCCGUGGCGCCCCACAAACUACCCCAUCCUUGGCGCCCCACAAACUACCCCAUCCGUGGCGCCCCACAAACUACCCCAUCCGUGGCGCCCCACAAACUACCCCAUCCUUGGCGCCCCACAAACUACCCAUCCGUGGCGCCCCACAAACUACCCCAUCCGUGGCGCCCCACAAACUACCCCAUCCGUGGCGCCCCACAAACUACCCCCAUCCGUGGCGCCCCACAAACUACCCCAUCCGUGGCGCCCCACAAACUACCCCAUCCUUGGCGCCCCACAAACUACCCCAUCCGUGGCGCCCCACAAACUACCCCAUCCGUGGCGCCCCACAAACUACCCCAUCCUUGGCGCCCCACAAACUACCCCAUCCGUGGCGCCCCACAAACUACCCCAUCCGUGGCGCCCCACAAACUACCCCAUCCGUGGCGCCCCACAAACUACCCCAUCCGUGGCGCCCCACAAACUACCCCAUCCUUGGCGCCCCACAAACUACCCCAUCCGUGGCGCCCCACAAACUACCCCAUCCGUGGCGCCCCACAAACUACCCCAUCCUUGGCGCCCCACAAACUACCCCAUCCGUGGCGCCCCACAAACUACCCCAUCCGUGGCGCCCCACAAACUACCCCAUCCUUGGCGCCCCACAAACUACCCCAUCCGUGGCGCCCCACAAACUACCCCAUCCGUGGCGCCCCACAAACUACCCCAUCCUUGGCGCCCCACAAACUACCCCAUCCGUGGCGCCCCACAAACUACCCCAUCCGUGGCGCCCCACAAACUACCCCAUCCGUGGCGCCCCACAAACUACCCCAUCCUUGGCGCCCCACAAACUACCCCAUCCGUGGCGCCCCACAAACUACCCCAUCCGUGGCGCCCCACAAACUACCCCAUCCUUGGCGCCCCACAAACUACCCCAUCCGUGGCGCCCCACAAACUACCCCAUCCGUGGCGCCCCACAAACUACCCCAUCCUUGGCGCCCCACAAACUACCCCAUCCGUGGCGCCCCACAAACUACCCCAUCCGUGGCGCCCCACAAACUACCCCAUCCGUGGCGCCCCACAAACUACCCCAUCCGUGGCGCCCCACAAACUACCCCAUCCUUGGCGCCCCACAAACUACCCCAUCCGUGGCGCCCCACAAACUACCCCAUCCGUGGCGCCCCACAAACUACCCCAUCCUUGGCGCCCCACAAACUACCCCAUCCGUGGCGCCCCACAAACUACCCCAUCCGUGGCGCCCCACAAACUACCCCAUCCUUGGCGCCCCACAAACUACCCCAUCCGUGGCGCCCCACAAACUACCCCAUCCGUGGCGCCCACAAACUACCCCAUCCGUGGCGCCCCACAAACUACCCCAUCCUUGGCGCCCCACAAACUACCCCAUCCGUGGCGCCCCACAAACUACCCCAUCCGUGGCGCCCCACAAACUACCCCAUCCGUGGCGCCCCACAAACUACCCCAUCCGUGGCGCCCCACAAACUACCCCAUCCGUGGCGCCCCACAAACUACCCCAUCCGUGGCGCCCCACAAACUACCCCAUCCGUGGCGCCCCACAAACUACCCCAUCCGUGGCGCCCCACAAACUACCCCAUCCUUGGCGCCCCACAAACUACCCCAUCCGUGGCGCCCCACAAACUACCCCAUCCGUGGCGCCCCACAAACUACCCCAUCCUUGGCGCCCCACAAACUACCCCAUCCGUGGCGCCCCACAAACUACCCCAUCCGUGGCGCCCCACAAACUACCCCAUCCUUGGCGCCCCACAAACUACCCCAUCCGUGGCGCCCCACAAACUACCCCAUCCGUGGCGCCCCACAAACUACCCCAUCCGUGGCGCCCCACAAAACUACCCCAUCCGUGGCGCCCCACAAACUACCCCAUCCGUGGCGCCCCACAAACUACCCCAUCCGUGGCGCCCCACAAACUACCCCAUCCGUGGCGCCCCACAAACUACCCCAUCCUUGGCGCCCCACAAACUACCCCAUCCGUGGCGCCCCACAAACUACCCCAUCCGUGGCGCCCCACAAACUACCCCAUCCUUGGCGCCCCACAAACUACCCCAUCCGUGGCGCCCCACAAACUACCCCAUCCGUGGCGCCCCACAAACUACCCCAUCCUUGGCGCCCCACAAACUACCCCAUCCGUGGCGCCCCACAAACUACCCCAUCCGUGGCGCCCCACAAACUACCCCAUCCUUGGCGCCCCACAAACUACCCCAUCCGUGGCGCCCCACAAACUACCCCAUCCGUGGCGCCCCACAAACUACCCCAUCCGUGGCGCCCCACAAACUACCCCAUCCGUGGCGCCCCACAAACUACCCCAUCCGUGGCGCCCCACAAACUACCCCAUCCGUGGCGCCCCACAAACUACCCCAUCCGUGGCGCCCCACAAACUACCCCAUCCGUGGCGCCCCACAAACUACCCCAUCCGUGGCGCCCCACAAACUACCCCAUCCUUGGCGCCCCACAAACUACCCCAUCCGUGGCGCCCCACAAACUACCCCAUCCGUGGCGCCCCACAAACUACCCCAUCCUUGGCGCCCCACAAACUACCCCAUCCGUGGCGCCCCACAAACUACCCCAUCCGUGGCGCCCCACAAACUACCCCAUCCGUGGCGCCCCACAAACUACCCCAUCCGUGGCGCCCCACAAACUACCCCAUCCUUGGCGCCCCACAAACUACCCCAUCCGUGGCGCCCCACAAACUACCCCAUCCGUGGCGCCCCACAAACUACCCCAUCCGUGGCGCCCCACAAACUACCCCAUCCGUGGCGCCCCACAAACUACCCCAUCCGUGGCGCCCCACAAACUACCCCAUCCGUGGCGCCCCACAAACUACCCCAUCCGUGGCGCCCCACAAACUACCCCAUCCUUGGCGCCCCACAAACUACCCCAUCCGUGGCGCCCCACAAACUACCCCAUCCGUGGCGCCCCACAAACUACCCCAUCCUUGGCGCCCCACAAACUACCCCAUCCGUGGCGCCCCACAAACUACCCCAUCCGUGGCGCCCCACAAACUACCCCAUCCGUGGCGCCCCACAAACUACCCCAUCCGUGGCGCCCCACAAACUACCCCAUCCGUGGCGCCCCACAAACUACCCCAUCCGUGGCGCCCCACAAAACUACCCCAUCCGUGGCGCCCCACAAACUACCCCAUCCGUGGCGCCCCACAAACUACCCCAUCCGUGGCGCCCCACAAACUACCCCAUCCGUGGCGCCCCACAAACUACCCCAUCCGUGGCGCCCCACAAACUACCCCAUCCUUGGCGCCCCACAAACUACCCCAUCCGUGGCGCCCCACAAACUACCCCAUCCGUGGCGCCCCACAAACUACCCCAUCCUUGGCGCCCCACAAACUACCCCAUCCGUGGCGCCCCACAAACUACCCCAUCCGUGGCGCCCCACAAACUACCCCAUCCGUGGCGCCCCACAAACUACCCCAUCCGUGGCGCCCCACAAACUACCCCAUCCUUGGCGCCCCACAAACUACCCCAUCCGUGGCGCCCCACAAACUACCCCAUCCGUGGCGCCCCACAAACUACCCCAUCCUUGGCGCCCCACAAACUACCCCAUCCGUGGCGCCCCACAAACUACCCCAUCCGUGGCGCCCCACAAACUACCCCAUCCUUGGCGCCCCACAAACUACCCCAUCCGUGGCGCCCCACAAACUACCCCAUCCGUGGCGCCCCACAAACUACCCCAUCCGUGGCGCCCCACAAACUACCCCAUCCGUGGCGCCCCACAAACUACCCCAUCCGUGGCGCCCCACAAACUACCCCAUCCGUGGCGCCCCCACAAACUACCCCAUCCGUGGCGCCCCACAAACUACCCCAUCCGUGGCGCCCCACAAACUACCCCAUCCGUGGCGCCCCACAAACUACCCCAUCCGUGGCGCCCCACAAACUACCCCAUCCGUGGCGCCCCACAAACUACCCCAUCCGUGGCGCCCCACAAACUACCCCAUCCGUGGCGCCCCACAAACUACCCCAUCCGUGGCGCCCCACAAACUACCCCAUCCUUGGCGCCCCACAAACUACCCCAUCCGUGGCGCCCCACAAACUACCCCAUCCGUGGCGCCCCACAAACUACCCCAUCCGUGGCGCCCCACAAACUACCCCAUCCGUGGCGCCCCACAAACUACCCCAUCCGUGGCGCCCCACAAACUACCCCAUCCGUGGCGCCCCACAAACUACCCCAUCCUUGGCGCCCCACAAACUACCCCAUCCGUGGCGCCCCACAAACUACCCCAUCCGUGGCGCCCCACAAACUACCCCAUCCUUGGCGCCCCACAAACUACCCCAUCCGUGGCGCCCCACAAACUACCCCAUCCGUGGCGCCCCACAAACUACCCCAUCCUUGGCGCCCCACAAACUACCCCAUCCGUGGCGCCCCACAAACUACCCCAUCCGUGGCGCCCCACAAACUACCCCAUCCGUGGCGCCCCACAAACUACCCCAUCCGUGGCGCCCCACAAACUACCCCAUCCUUGGCGCCCCACAAACUACCCCAUCCGUGGCGCCCCACAAACUACCCCAUCCGUGGCGCCCCACAAACUACCCCAUCCUUGGCGCCCCACAAACUACCCCAUCCGUGGCGCCCCACAAACUACCCCAUCCGUGGCGCCCCACAAACUACCCCAUCCUUGGCGCCCCACAAACUACCCCAUCCUUGGCGCCCCACAAACUACCCCAUCCGUGGCGCCCCACAAACUACCCCAUCCGUGGCGCCCCACAAACUACCCCAUCCUUGGCGCCCCACAAACUACCCCAUCCGUGGCGCCCCACAAACUACCCCAUCCGUGGCGCCCCACAAACUACCCCAUCCUUGGCGCCCCACAAACUACCCCAUCCGUGGCGCCCCACAAACUACCCCAUCCGUGGCGCCCCACAAACUACCCCAUCCGUGGCGCCCCACAAACUACCCCAUCCGUGGCGCCCCACAAACUACCCCAUCCGUGGCGCCCCACAAACUACCCCAUCCGUGGCGCCCCACAAACUACCCCAUCCUUGGCGCCCCACAAACUACCCCAUCCGUGGCGCCCCACAAACUACCCCAUCCGUGGCGCCCCACAAACUACCCCAUCCGUGGCGCCCCACAAACUACCCCAUCCGUGGCGCCCCACAAACUACCCCAUCCGUGGCGCCCCACAAACUACCCCAUCCGUGGCGCCCCACAAACUACCCCAUCCGUGGCGCCCCACAAACUACCCCAUCCGUGGCGCCCCACAAACUACCCCAUCCGUGGCGCCCCACAAACUACCCCAUCCGUGGCGCCCCACAAACUACCCCAUCCGUGGCGCCCCACAAACUACCCCAUCCGUGGCGCCCCACAAACUACCCCAUCCGUGGCGCCCCACAAACUACCCCAUCCGUGGCGCCCCACAAACUACCCCAUCCGUGGCGCCCCACAAACUACCCCAUCCGUGGCGCCCCACAAACUACCCCAUCCGUGGCGCCCCACAAACUACCCCAUCCUUGGCGCCCCACAAACUACCCCAUCCGUGGCGCCCCACAAACUACCCCAUCCGUGGCGCCCCACAAACUACCCCAUCCUUGGCGCCCCACAAACUACCCCAUCCGUGGCGCCCCACAAACUACCCCAUCCGUGGCGCCCCACAAACUACCCCAUCCGUGGCGCCCCACAAACUACCCCAUCCGUGGCGCCCCACAAACUACCCCAUCCUUGGCGCCCCACAAACUACCCCAUCCGUGGCGCCCCACAAACUACCCCAUCCGUGGCGCCCCACAAACUACCCCAUCCUUGGCGCCCCACAAACUACCCCAUCCGUGGCGCCCCACAAACUACCCCAUCCUUGGCGCCCCACAAACUACCCCAUCCGUGGCGCCCCACAAACUACCCCAUCCGUGGCGCCCCACAAACUACCCCAUCCUUGGCGCCCCACAAACUACCCCAUCCGUGGCGCCCCACAAACUACCCCAUCCGUGGCGCCCCACAAACUACCCCAUCCUUGGCGCCCCACAAACUACCCCAUCCGUGGCGCCCCACAAACUACCCCAUCCGUGGCGCCCCACAAACUACCCCAUCCUUGGCGCCCCACAAACUACCCCAUCCGUGGCGCCCCACAAACUACCCCAUCCGUGGCGCCCCACAAACUACCCCAUCCGUGGCGCCCCACAAACUACCCCAUCCUUGGCGCCCCACAAACUACCCCAUCCUUGGCGCCCCACAAACUACCCCAUCCGUGGCGCCCCACAAACUACCCCAUCCGUGGCGCCCCACAAACUACCCCAUCCUUGGCGCCCCACAAACUACCCCAUCCGUGGCGCCCCACAAACUACCCCAUCCGUGGCGCCCCACAAACUACCCCAUCCUUGGCGCCCCACAAACUACCCCAUCCGUGGCGCCCCACAAACUACCCCAUCCGUGGCGCCCCACAAACUACCCCAUCCGUGGCGCCCCACAAACUACCCCAUCCGUGGCGCCCCACAAACUACCCCAUCCGUGGCGCCCCACAAACUACCCCAUCCUUGGCGCCCCACAAACUACCCCAUCCGUGGCGCCCCACAAACUACCCCAUCCGUGGCGCCCCACAAACUACCCCAUCCUUGGCGCCCCACAAACUACCCCAUCCGUGGCGCCCCACAAACUACCCCAUCCGUGGCGCCCCACAAACUACCCCAUCCGUGGCGCCCCACAAACUACCCCAUCCGUGGCGCCCCACAAACUACCCCAUCCUUGGCGCCCCACAAACUACCCCAUCCGUGGCGCCCCACAAACUACCCCAUCCGUGGCGCCCCACAAACUACCCCAUCCGUGGCGCCCCACAAACUACCCCAUCCUUGGCGCCCCACAAACUACCCCAUCCGUGGCGCCCCACAAACUACCCCCAUCCGUGGCGCCCCACAAACUACCCCAUCCUUGGCGCCCCACAAACUACCCCAUCCGUGGCGCCCCACAAACUACCCCAUCCGUGGCGCCCCACAAACUACCCCAUCCUUGGCGCCCCACAAACUACCCCAUCCGUGGCGCCCCACAAACUACCCCAUCCGUGGCGCCCCACAAACUACCCCAUCCGUGGCGCCCCACAAACUACCCCAUCCUUGGCGCCCCACAAACUACCCCAUCCGUGGCGCCCCACAAACUACCCCAUCCGUGGCGCCCCACAAACUACCCCAUCCGUGGCGCCCCACAAACUACCCCAUCCGUGGCGCCCCACAAACUACCCCAUCCGUGGCGCCCCACAAACUACCCCAUCCGUGGCGCCCCACAAACUACCCCAUCCGUGGCGCCCCACAAACUACCCCAUCCGUGGCGCCCCACAAACUACCCCAUCCGUGGCGCCCCACAAACUACCCCAUCCGUGGCGCCCCACAAACUACCCCAUCCGUGGCGCCCCACAAACUACCCCAUCCGUGGCGCCCCACAAACUACCCCAUCCGUGGCGCCCCACAAACUACCCCAUCCUUGGCGCCCCACAAACUACCCCAUCCGUGGCGCCCCACAAACUACCCCAUCCGUGGCGCCCCACAAACUACCCCAUCCUUGGCGCCCCACAAACUACCCCAUCCGUGGCGCCCCACAAACUACCCCAUCCGUGGCGCCCCACAAACUACCCCAUCCGUGGCGCCCCACAAACUACCCCAUCCUUGGCGCCCCACAAACUACCCCAUCCUUGGCGCCCCACAAACUACCCCAUCCGUGGCGCCCCCACAAACUACCCCAUCCUUGGCGCCCCACAAACUACCCCAUCCGUGGCGCCCCACAAACUACCCCAUCCGUGGCGCCCCACAAACUACCCCAUCCGUGGCGCCCCACAAACUACCCCAUCCGUGGCGCCCCACAAACUACCCCAUCCGUGGCGCCCCACAAACUACCCCAUCCGUGGCGCCCCACAAACUACCCCAUCCGUGGCGCCCCACAAACUACCCCAUCCGUGGCGCCCCACAAACUACCCCAUCCGUGGCGCCCCACAAACUACCCCAUCCUUGGCGCCCCACAAACUACCCCAUCCGUGGCGCCCCACAAACUACCCCAUCCGUGGCGCCCCACAAACUACCCCAUCCGUGGCGCCCCACAAACUACCCCAUCCGUGGCGCCCCACAAACUACCCCAUCCGUGGCGCCCCACAAACUACCCCAUCCGUGGCGCCCCACAAACUACCCCAUCCUUGGCGCCCCACAAACUACCCCAUCCGUGGCGCCCCACAAACUACCCCAUCCGUGGCGCCCCACAAACUACCCCAUCCGUGGCGCCCCACAAACUACCCCAUCCUUGGCGCCCCACAAACUACCCAAUCUUGCGCCCACAAACUAACCCAUCCGUGGCGCCCCACAAACUACCCCAUCCGUGGCGCCCCACAAACUACCCCAUCCGUGGCGCCCCACAAACUACCCCAUCCGUGGCGCCCCACAAACUACCCCAUCCUUGGCGCCCCACAAACUACCCCAUCCGUGGCGCCCCACAAACUACCCCAUCCGUGGCGCCCCACAAACUACCCAUCCGUGGCGCCCCACAAACUACCCCAUCCGUGGCGCCCCACAAACUACCCCAUCCGUGGCGCCCCACAAACUACCCCAUCCGUGGCGCCCCACAAACUACCCCAUCCGUGGCGCCCCACAAACUACCCCAUCCGUGGCGCCCCACAAACUACCCCAUCCGUGGCGCCCCACAAACUACCCCAUCCUUGGCGCCCCACAAACUACCCCAUCCUUGGCGCCCCACAAACUACCCCAUCCGUGGCGCCCCACAAACUACCCCAUCCGUGGCGCCCCACAAACUACCCCAUCCUUGGCGCCCCACAAACUACCCCAUCCGUGGCGCCCCACAAACUACCCCAUCCGUGGCGCCCCACAAACUACCCCAUCCUUGGCGCCCCACAAACUACCCCAUCCGUGGCGCCCCACAAACUACCCCAUCCGUGGCGCCCCACAAACUACCCCAUCCGUGGCGCCCCACAAACUACCCCAUCCGUGGCGCCCCACAAACUACCCCAUCCGUGGCGCCCCACAAACUACCCCAUCCGUGGCGCCCCACAAACUACCCCAUCCUUGGCGCCCCACAAACUACCCCAUCCGUGGCGCCCCACAAACUACCCCAUCCGUGGCGCCCCACAAACUACCCCAUCCGUGGCGCCCCACAAACUACCCCAUCCGUGGCGCCCCACAAACUACCCCAUCCGUGGCGCCCCACAAACUACCCCAUCCGUGGCGCCCCACAAACUACCCCAUCCGUGGCGCCCCACAAACUACCCCAUCCGUGGCGCCCCACAAACUACCCCAUCCUUGGCGCCCCACAAACUACCCCAUCCGUGGCGCCCCACAAACUACCCCAUCCGUGGCGCCCCACAAACUACCCCAUCCUUGGCGCCCCACAAACUACCCCAUCCGUGGCGCCCCACAAACUACCCCAUCCGUGGCGCCCCACAAACUACCCCAUCCUUGGCGCCCCACAAACUACCCCAUCCGUGGCGCCCCACAAACUACCCCAUCCGUGGCGCCCCACAAACUACCCCAUCCUUGGCGCCCCACAAACUACCCCAUCCGUGGCGCCCCACAAACUACCCCAUCCGUGGCGCCCCACAAACUACCCCAUCCUUGGCGCCCCACAAACUACCCCAUCCUUGGCGCCCCACAAACUACCCCAUCCGUGGCGCCCCACAAACUACCCCAUCCGUGGCGCCCCACAAACUACCCCAUCCGUGGCGCCCCACAAACUACCCCAUCCGUGGCGCCCCACAAACUACCCCAUCCGUGGCGCCCCACAAACUACCCCAUCCGUGGCGCCCCACAAACUACCCCAUCCGUGGCGCCCCACAAACUACCCCAUCCGUGGCGCCCCACAAACUACCCCAUCCGUGCGCCCCACAAACUACCCCAUCCGUGGCGCCCCACAAACUACCCCAUCCGUGGCGCCCCACAAACUACCCCAUCCUUGGCGCCCCACAAACUACCCCAUCCGUGGCGCCCCACAAACUACCCCAUCCGUGGCGCCCCACAAACUACCCCAUCCGUGGCGCCCCACAAACUACCCCAUCCGUGGCGCCCCACAAACUACCCCAUCCUUGGCGCCCCACAAACUACCCCAUCCGUGGCGCCCCACAAACUACCCCAUCCGUGGCGCCCCACAAACUACCCCAUCCGUGGCGCCCCACAAACUACCCCAUCCGUGGCGCCCCACAAACUACCCCAUCCGUGGCGCCCCACAAACUACCCCAUCCGUGGCGCCCCACAAACUACCCCAUCCGUGGCGCCCCACAAACUACCCCAUCCGUGGCGCCCCACAAACUACCCCAUCCGUGGCGCCCCACAAACUACCCCAUCCGUGGCGCCCCACAAACUACCCCAUCCUUGGCGCCCCACAAACUACCCCAUCCGUGGCGCCCCACAAACUACCCCAUCCGUGGCGCCCCACAAACUACCCCAUCCGUGGCGCCCCACAAACUACCCCAUCCUUGGCGCCCCACAAACUACCCCAUCCGUGGCGCCCCACAAACUACCCCAUCCGUGGCGCCCCACAAACUACCCCAUCCGUGGCGCCCCACAAACUACCCCAUCCUUGGCGCCCCACAAACUACCCCAUCCGUGGCGCCCCACAAACUACCCCAUCCGUGGCGCCCCACAAACUACCCCAUCCGUGGCGCCCCACAAACUACCCCAUCCGUGGCGCCCCACAAACUACCCCAUCCGUGGCGCCCCACAAACUACCCCAUCCGUGGCGCCCCACAAACUACCCCAUCCUUGGCGCCCCACAAACUACCCCAUCCGUGGCGCCCCACAAACUACCCCAUCCGUGGCGCCCCACAAACUACCCCAUCCGUGGCGCCCCACAAACUACCCCAUCCGUGGCGCCCCACAAACUACCCCAUCCGUGGCGCCCCACAAACUACCCCAUCCGUGGCGCCCCACAAACUACCCCAUCCUUGGCGCCCCACAAACUACCCCAUCCGUGGCGCCCCACAAACUACCCCAUCCGUGGCGCCCCACAAACUACCCCAUCCGUGGCGCCCCACAAACUACCCCAUCCUUGGCGCCCCACAAACUACCCCAUCCGUGGCGCCCCACAAACUACCCCAUCCGUGGCGCCCCACAAACUACCCCAUCCGUGGCGCCCCACAAAACUACCCCAUCCUUGGCGCCCCACAAACUACCCCAUCCGUGGCGCCCCACAAACUACCCCAUCCUUGGCGCCCCACAAACUACCCCAUCCGUGGCGCCCCACAAACUACCCCAUCCGUGGCGCCCCACAAACUACCCCAUCCGUGGCGCCCCACAAACUACCCCAUCCUUGGCGCCCCACAAACUACCCCAUCCGUGGCGCCCCACAAACUACCCCAUCCGUGGCGCCCCACAAACUACCCCAUCCUUGGCGCCCCACAAACUACCCCAUCCGUGGCGCCCCACAAACUACCCCAUCCGUGGCGCCCCACAAACUACCCCAUCCGUGGCGCCCCACAAACUACCCCAUCCUUGGCGCCCCACAAACUACCCCAUCCGUGGCGCCCCACAAACUACCCCAUCCGUGGCGCCCCACAAACUACCCCAUCCUUGGCGCCCCACAAACUACCCCAUCCGUGGCGCCCCACAAACUACCCCAUCCGUGGCGCCCCACAAACUACCCCAUCCGUGGCGCCCCACAAACUACCCCAUCCGUGGCGCCCCACAAACUACCCCAUCCUUGGCGCCCCACAAACUACCCCAUCCGUGGCGCCCCACAAACUACCCCAUCCGUGGCGCCCCACAAACUACCCCAUCCGUGGCGCCCCACAAACUACCCCAUCCGUGGCGCCCCACAAACUACCCCAUCCGUGGCGCCCCACAAACUACCCCAUCCGUGGCGCCCCACAAACUACCCCAUCCGUGGCGCCCCACAAACUACCCCAUCCGUGGCGCCCCACAAACUACCCCAUCCGUGGCGCCCCACAAACUACCCCAUCCGUGGCGCCCCACAAACUACCCCAUCCGUGGCGCCCCACAAACUACCCCAUCCGUGGCGCCCCACAAACUACCCCAUCCGUGGCGCCCCACAAACUACCCCAUCCUUGGCGCCCCACAAACUACCCCAUCCGUGGCGCCCCACAAACUACCCCAUCCGUGGCGCCCCACAAACUACCCCAUCCUUGGCGCCCCACAAACUACCCCAUCCGUGGCGCCCCACAAACUACCCCAUCCGUGGCGCCCCACAAACUACCCCAUCCUUGGCGCCCCACAAACUACCCCAUCCGUGGCGCCCCACAAACUACCCCAUCCGUGGCGCCCCACAAACUACCCCAUCCUUGGCGCCCCACAAACUACCCCAUCCGUGGCGCCCCACAAACUACCCCAUCCGUGGCGCCCCACAAACUACCCCAUCCGUGGCGCCCCACAAACUACCCCAUCCGUGGCGCCCCACAAACUACCCCAUCCGUGGCGCCCCACAAACUACCCCAUCCGUGGCGCCCCACAAACUACCCCAUCCGUGGCGCCCCACAAACUACCCCAUCCGUGGCGCCCCACAAACUACCCCAUCCGUGGCGCCCCACAAACUACCCCAUCCGUGGCGCCCCACAAACUACCCCAUCCGUGGCGCCCCACAAACUACCCCAUCCGUGGCGCCCCACAAACUACCCCAUCCGUGGCGCCCCACAAACUACCCCAUCCGUGGCGCCCCACAAACUACCCCAUCCCCGGCAUGCUGCUUAUUGA